GCAGAGUGGGCCCAGGUUCACCAGCCACAAACUCUACCACUAGCCACAUUGACACACGUGAUUUGCUGGCGCAGGUGCGCUAGCCCCAUACCGAUUUCCCCCUCCACACACAAAUUUUGACAAGCUGAAGCCGAAAAAUCACAGCCUGCUGAGCCUGCCCGAACUAACAACAGGAAGUCAUUCUUGCCAGCAACUCAAAAUGGCGAACGAAAAGAAGGCCGUCCAGGUGUUUGGCAAGAAGAAGAAUGCCACAGCCGUCGCUCGCGCUGUGGAGGGCCGUGGCCUCAUCAAGGUCAACGGCAAGCCUCUGAAGCUUUUCGCCCCCGAGAUCCUCCGGGCCAAGCUCUACGAGCCCAUCCUCAUUCUCGGCACCGAGAACUUCGCUGCCAUCGAUAUCAGAAUCAAGGUCGCUGGUGGUGGUCACACUUCGCAGGUUUACGCUGUGCGCCAGGCUAUUGCCAAGGCUGUUGUCGCCUACUACGCCAAGUACAUCGACGAGCACACCAAGAACGUCCUGAAGAGCUCCCUCAUCCAGUUCGACCGCAGCCUCCUCGUCGCCGAUCCCCGUCGGUGCGAGCCCAAGAAGUUCGGUGGUAAGGGUGCCCGCUCCAGAUUCCAGAAGUCUUACCGUUAAAGCGGUGGUUCGUUUGGUCAUUUGGGGAAGCGGAGGAUUCGGGUGGACACGGACGGCGUUCGGCAUUGCAUUGGGCAGAAUACGAGUCGAUAUUUGGCAUCUUACCGAAGAGAUGCCUGCCGAGGAGGGGCUUCCGCGCUUAUGUUUGGUGGUUGUUUCUCCCGGCCGAGAUAGGAAUCAGACUCGGAGUCUUCUUGUUGUUGACCCCACCUUUACGAUACCUUUUCACGACGGGAGUCUGUUUUGUGGAAUCAUUGUGAAAUCAGGCGCCCGCUUUUUGUUAUGUUCAGCGACGAAAAAAAAAAGGAAGGGGGGAGUUCGGGUAUAGAGGCAGCUCAAAUGAUCGUUGGUUUUUCCCAAAAAGAUAAACCGAAGGUCCCCAAUGCUAUCCGUGUUCACCAACUUCACGUUGAUCUCUUCCGAGGCGCAUUUGGGAAGGACGAGGGGUGGAAACUGGGAGUCAAUGUGAGAGCGUAGCCGGGAUUUGGGAACGCCGACCAGCUUGGAGACUCGAAGGUAGAACACCAAAUCCAAUAUCAUGUGCGGCCUCAAUCUGGGUUUCGGUUUCCCUCUCGGUUUCUUCGCCAGAAGCAGUGACGUCGGCCCAGGGUCUCAUCCACAAGGCACAUACUCGGUCUAUUUCCUUUUCAUUAUCUUAUAUUACGCUCAAUGGCCCAGUGGGAUAUUGCAGGGAAUCCACGAGAAUGAACAUAUAUCACUUACACUCACACUCACUUUGAAGAAGACGUGCCAGGCAACACAAGCCAGCCAUCAAGACAGCACCCGAGACAGAUAAUAUUAGUACCAUCAGGUGAAAUACAAACCAGUCGAUACCCAUUCCCUUCCAAGCGCGCGCGCCGCACCGACAAGAAACCCAAGCCCAUCUAUCCAUCCACUGGUCUGCAGUUCUCAAAGUGGUGGUGGUGGUGGUGCUGUUCCGUCUGGCGGUGGUAAACCACAUAAAAUCCUCUCCAGCCAAUCACGCCCUCCCACGUCAAUACGGCCCAGGGUCCUCCCUCCCCUCAGAAUUUCAAAAAACUAAAUUUGGGAAAAAGGUUUACAUCUUUUUCUUCCCUUUUAUGUAGAAAGUUUCUCGAGUCCCGUCCCGUUCCCAUUUUUCUUUUUCCCAAGUCUUCUUUCUCCCACAUGUCGUGGUUUUCCCUCGAACCCGUCCAUGGCUGAAUAUUGAGGAGCAUCGUCUAAGCGCCCUCUCAACACACACACCCCUGUCUCGAUUUCCCCUCCUCCUGCCCUACAGACUCACCUCGUCACACAUGCCAUUGCUUGGCACAGAAUCUCGAAAACGUUGCUCUCAGAGAUACGCGCAAAGGCACUAUUCUACAGCACAAUUGGAAAACGACCCGCUCGGUUUGCCAUAUCAUCAUCAUACGUCGUCAAAGAUUAAAUGUGGUGGUGGUGGUUCCAUGAAACAGCCACGCAAGAAACAAAACAAAAAGACCAAAAAUACACCGAACUAUCCAAUACACCGAGGCUUCGCGCCAGUUCCUCUUCCCCGAAAUACGCGCAAAAAAGACAAGAAAACGCCCUGGCCCGCUGAUAACCCAUCCCGUCCAUCCCAACUGCCCCGAGAAAAGUGACAGGCGCCACUUUCAUAUGUUGCUGUAUGAGUUAUGUUGCUAAUCAUGCCACCUUAGCCUUGCGGCUCCUGUCUGGACCCAGCUAGGCGCUGGGCGAUGUGUCGUAUAUCACAGAAACGAAAUCAUUUUUUGCUGCGAAUUGGAACGUCAGUUCUGAGAGUCGGUCGUCGCCCCCCCAGAUAAACAUUUUCUUCACGAAAAUGCCGAACGAAAACGAUUAAACGGACGUCCCUUCGAGUCCACACAGUGAACAAGCCAACUAAAUCCAACCUCGCCAGAUGUCCACAAUGACAAAUGGUCCAUGUCAGAAAUGAGAUGGCUCACCUGUUGGCAAACUUCAUCAGCCACUGGAGAACCGCCUCCAGAUUGGUUUCCUCCUUUGCCGAGAUGCCAUAGCACGACACCUCUCGAUGCGCAAUGUUCUUAAGAUCCAUGGCGUCGAUGAGCUCAUCCACAGUGAGCUUGUUUGGAAG
Podospora pseudopauciseta is the source of this 2705-nucleotide messenger RNA. It is a transcript of the gene RPS16, whose product is annotated as 40S ribosomal protein S16. NCBI's taxonomy places the organism in Eukaryota, Fungi, Ascomycota, Sordariomycetes, Sordariales, Podosporaceae. Bases 200 to 634 code for a protein of 144 amino acids. The transcript has 5 exons. Gene Ontology annotation, molecular function: structural constituent of ribosome; RNA binding. Gene Ontology annotation, cellular component: cytosolic small ribosomal subunit; ribosome. The record is from RefSeq and is a predicted model, not a curated record. Gene Ontology annotation, biological process: translation; maturation of SSU-rRNA from tricistronic rRNA transcript (SSU-rRNA, 5.8S rRNA, LSU-rRNA).